AUGGAUCAAUGGCAGGGUUACUCAGAUACCCCCGGCGGUUCGCAGCGAAGGUACAACGGCAACACCCCCAUGACGGGCCAGCAACCACCCGCGGGCAUGAGGUACGAUCAGUAUGGCGCACAGAACAGCGCGACUUCUCCGUUGGCCACGCCGCAGCUACGUGAUGGCAACGGCGACGUCCCGAUGCAGGACGCUCACGAUGCGUACGGGGCAAUGAAGUACCCGAUGCGGCCACACCAUCAAUCUCACCUUUCUAGUGGUCGCCCACCCGGCAUGGGUUUACACUCGCCUCAAGAGCCCUCGGCCGCCGCCCAGCGGUAUUCGCCCAUGGAGGUGUUGUCGCCAACUUCGCCGUACCAACAAAAGCCCGCGCAACAGAGUCAAUUUACGUCACCCCACGCAAGCCAGCGCCAGUCCCCUACGCGAAACGACUAUCCCUCGAGCCCUUACUAUAGCAGGCAGACCUCGCAACUUCCUCCCAUUACCCCAUACGCAGGUGGUCAAGACAGCUACCCUUCCUCAGCUGUUACGCCACUGGAUGGCGCCUUCGCUAAUGACUCCAAGUCUCCACGACGACCUCUGCAGCAGGCCAUGGUGCACGAGCAACGAUCGGUGCCGGAGUUCAAGAAGAUUAGAGCUAUGCCAGAUCUGCGACCCAAGGUCAACGCUCAGCCGCCAUUCCGACGCGCGAACCCCGAGGGAGGAUUUAUAAGUCCCUUGCAAGCUCUUACGGUUCACCUCCCUGCGACAUACCGCAUCUGCAAUCCAAGCUUCAAAUACGAAUCCUCGCGGAAUCCUCGCCGAGUUUUGACCAAGCCUAGCAAGGGCGUCAAGAACGAUGGAUAUGAUAACGAAGACAGUGAUUAUAUUCUAUAUGUAAACGACAUUUUGGGGUCGGAAGAAGCUGGUCACAAGAAUCGUUAUUUGAUUCUGGAUGUGCUCGGUCAGGGUACCUUUGGACAGGUUGUGAAGUGCCAGAACCUGAAAACUCAAGAGGUCGUGGCCGUCAAGGUGAUCAAGAAUAGGACAGCGUACUUCAAUCAGAGUAUGAUGGAAGUGUCGGUCCUGGAUUUGUUGAACACCAAGCUGGACAAAAACGAUGACCAUCACCUUCUCCGCCUCAAAGACACCUUCAUCCACCGGCAGCAUCUCUGUUUAGUUUUUGAACUGUUGAGCGUCAACCUCUACGAGCUCAUCAAGCAGAACCAGUUCCGCGGUCUCAGCACGACUUUGGUCAGAGUCUUCGCCCAACAGCUGCUUAAUGGCCUUGCCUUGUUGAACAAAGCGCGGCUUAUCCACUGCGAUUUGAAACCCGAGAACAUUCUGCUGAAGAACCUCGAGAGCCCGAUCAUCAAGAUUAUCGAUUUUGGCUCGGCUUGCGACGAGCGCCAGACUGUCUACACCUAUAUCCAGUCCAGGUUCUACAGGUCCCCCGAGGUGCUGCUUGGCCUUCCGUACUCAUCGGCAAUCGAUAUGUGGUCGCUGGGCUGUAUCGUAGUCGAGCUCUUCCUUGGAUUGCCGCUGUUCCCUGGUUCUUCCGAGUACAACCAAGUGUCCCGCAUCGUCGAGAUGCUAGGCAAUCCGCCGAACUGGAUGAUCGAAGUGGGCAAGCAGGCCGGCGACUUCUUCGAGAAGCGCCAGGACGAGUUCGGUCGUAAAACGUAUCAUCUCAAGAGCAUGGAGCAGUACUCGCGAGAGCGCGGAACGAAGGAACAACCUAGCAAGAAGUAUUUCCAGGCCAACACACUGCCCGAGAUCAUCAAAUCGUAUCCCAUGCCCCGAAAGAACAUGAAGCAAAGCGAGAUCGAUAGAGAGAUGAACAAUCGAAUCGCCUUCAUCGACUUUGUCCGGGGACUCCUGACGGUUAGCCCUUUGGAGCGAUGGUCUCCGCAACAGGCUAAACUUCAUCCAUUCAUUACCCAGCAGAAAUUCAACGGUCCUUUUGUACCGCCCAUGAACCUGAAAGCCAGCUCGCUUAACCGAUCGCCCGCCCCGGGAACCCAACAACAGCAGCAAGCCGCCGAACUUAGUAAGCAAAGGGCGCAAGCAGCGCAGGCACAAGCACAAGCGGCGGCCCAAGGAGCUGCGUAUGGGAUGCAGCAAGGCCCAGGCUACCCACAAUCUCCUCACGGACAGCCGCCAAUGUAUCCGAACAACAAUAUGUACUCCCCCGGCGGUGGCCAUGCUGGGGCACCACCUCCAUAUGGCGCACCACAGCAACAGCCCUAUGGGCAGAUGCCGAUGAACCAAGCACCAGCACAGAUGCCGCCUGCAAACUAUGCUGGUGCUCCGCAACAGAACCUUUACCAACAAGCGACAGUGCGAGCCGGCCGCCAACGGGCUUCGACGAUGGACCAACAACAGAACGGCAUUCCGGCAACAAUUCAGCGAGUUGCCAGCCAUCUGGACCCGAGCCAGCCCAUCCGACUUCAACCAAGCCCAGCUUACUACCCACCCCCAGCCGAUGGUAUGGGCAUGAAUGAUCCUGGAGCAGGUAGUAGGGUAGCUGGCAGGAGGGACAGCCGAUCCCAGCGUGGCUCUGCUAGGGGCAACAACCGCGAUUUCAUUCGUAAUUUGGAGGAGCGGACAUUAGAAGAAGGAUUCAUGGGCGGGCAGAGUCCGUGGCACUGA
Messenger RNA from Pseudomassariella vexata, 2631 nucleotides. Its product is annotated as kinase-like domain-containing protein. Gene Ontology annotation, cellular component: nucleus; cytoplasm. Lineage: Eukaryota; Fungi; Ascomycota; Sordariomycetes; Amphisphaeriales; Pseudomassariaceae. The record is from RefSeq and is a predicted model, not a curated record. The coding region runs from base 1 to 2631 and encodes 876 amino acids. The transcript has 4 exons. Gene Ontology annotation, molecular function: protein serine/threonine kinase activity; ATP binding; protein tyrosine kinase activity. Gene Ontology annotation, biological process: peptidyl-serine phosphorylation; peptidyl-threonine phosphorylation.